Anoplopoma fimbria (sablefish) is the source of this 5444-nucleotide messenger RNA. RefSeq names its product G patch domain-containing protein 8. NCBI's taxonomy places the organism in Eukaryota, Metazoa, Chordata, Actinopteri, Perciformes, Anoplopomatidae. Gene Ontology annotation, cellular component: nucleus. The record is from RefSeq and is a predicted model, not a curated record.
AUGGCGUGCAGCGCGUGUUACUACCUGGUGAUCAGCUCCACACACCUGAGCAACGGACACUUCAGGCGCGUCAAGGGGGUCUUCAGAGGACCACUGUGUCCCACCAGUGAUUCACCGGAGCGUGCGGAGAGGGCUUUGGGCUGCUCAGUGGAGGAUCUGAAGGCUCUUUUCUACUGUGAGCUGUGUCACAAGCAGUACCUCAGACACCAGGAGUUUGACAACCACAUCAACUCCUACGACCAUGCACACAAACAGAGGCUAAAGGAACUCAAGCACAGGGAGUUUGCUCGCAACGUGGCCUCAAAAUCAUGGAAGGACCAGCGCAAACAGGAGAAGGCUCUCAGGCGUCUGCACCAGCUCGCACAGCUGCAACAGGAAACCCAGCGAGUCCCAGGGAGGACUUCUGGACUAAGAAGUGCUGUCAGGGCUGUGAGACAACAGCAAGAUAAAGACAAGGAUCAAAAGGACCGCAUCCCUGAGAACAAACCUGAACCCUUCAAACACACCUAUAGACCCCCUCCUACAAAACCCAGAACAGCACGUCUCAGCCACCAGCCGGAAGAUCCAUGUCAAUUUCCUUCCCAGAUGCCACUGGCCACUGCUCUAGCUGAGUCCCCACUUAUCACACACCCGAUAUCAAAUAAAGACCCUCCUGCAGUGUACCCCCAGUCCUGCCUGGGCUUGCAUCCCCAGCUGCCUCUCCCUGGGCAGGCUAGAGUGGGAGGCAGACUUGGAGUGUCCUUCUGCUUCUCCCGCAGGGGGCCCAGGCUUGAGCCUUCUGCCUCCGUCUUCUCAGACCUGGAAGAGGAGGAGAGAGAGAAGAGGGAACAAAUGAAAGAGAGGAUAAAGGAGAUGAUGGAAGACAUUGACAGGAAAAUUGGGGCAGCAGAGGAGGGGAAACACAGUGAGUGUGAAAAGCAUGAGUCAAGAUCUGACAGUGUUAGCCUAAAUGACACAGGGCCAAUCCCCAGAGAGGCUGCCAGAGAAGAGGGUGAGAUGGGAAAAGGAGAUGCAGUGAACACACACUCUACUAUUUCCACAGCAGCACCUGAUAAUCAGAGCCCCGAUUCAAUAUGCUUGCCAUCACAGACCCAGGUGGCCCUCUGGGGCACGGCACUAGCAGGGUCACACAUGGACACUGAACACACAGAUAGCGAGACAGACAGAAAGCGAGAAACAGAGGGGGGGAUGGAGGAGAGUCAGUAUAUGUGUGUGCUGGGGAAAGAUGGCUCUACCUGUCUGAGAUGGCCUGUCAAUUUGCUUCUGUACACCAAGUCUAAACCACACAUCUCCUACAGCUCCAACCCACUCUGCUCGAACCCACAACAAGCAGAACAACUCACAGAGGAUCUGCAGGAGUCACAACAAACUCAGUUGUCUGCUCUCUCAGAUGAAGCAGAUCUACGUGUGCCAGCUAUUCUUACACCAGACGCUCCCUCCUGUUUACAAAGACAGACAAGACAAGAGCUGGAAGCACACAGACAGGAAAAAGCUGAAGAACCUAUCGAUGUGGAGACAGAAGCACACCUGUUCCUAAAGAACGAAAACCUUUCAUCAUCAGAAACAAGACCAGAAAUAGGAAGAUGCCCGCUUAGUAUGAAUGAUUGUGCGAGUGCAUCCUCCCAUUCAUUUGACCCCACUCAUAGUGACAGCUCUGACACAAACUCCCAGAAUCCACUGGGAGGCAGAUUAGGGGGUGCUAGAGGGAUCAGGGAGAAAGCCAUCAUAGCUCUGAGCUGUAAAUUAGAGUCUGUCACCCAGCCUGGCACACAGAGGAUGUGCACCAGCCCGUCCAGGUGUGAGUGUGAGAGCGAGACAUUGUGCAAGUGUGCCAGCGCUCCACAGCCGUACGUGGGUGUCUCAGAAGUGUCACGCAAAAAGAGGAAAGCCAGCACAAAGAAACACAAGCUGGGAAAGAGGAAGAGGGCUGAGAAGGGAAAAGCUUCAAACAAGCGCCAAUCAGCAAGGUGCAAAGUGAGGAGUGUUGUCUCUACAGUCUCCACUGGCACCGAGAGGAGUGGAGAAGCUGGAGGGACCUGGGGGAAGAAAGGAAGGCAAAGGGAGACGAGGAUGAGGAGGAGGAAGGUGCAGGGAGCUGGGAGCAGCUGUCUCCUGGGAAGAUGUAAGGCUGAGCCAGUAUCUGUCUCUGUCAGGAAGAGGAGGCCUCACAGGAGCCACAGCACUGAGUCCCAGUCACAGCCAGACAGAGAGCAGGCAGAGCACUGCAGUGCCUACUCCCAGCUCGCCAGACACCCGGCAGACAGACACAACGAGGGGGAGGGAAAGCGAGACGGAGACGCAGCGACUUUUCCCUGGCGGUCUCACUUCUCCUUACACUCCUUCUCACCAGGAUGUAACUCAAAGCUGUUUUGGGAAAGGGGUCACCAUAGCAACCCCAAGAGUUUCAUUGACUGCUGUUACCCUGACAACAGCUGUGGUUGCAGCCCGACGAGAAAGAGAAAACUCCUCCACAGGGACAGGAAAUCCAUUCAUAGUAAGAGGAAGAGUUUGAGGCAUCGUGAAGUCUGGGAGGAGACGGAGAGGGGCGGGAAAAUGGGAGGGCAUUCAGGUUGCAGAGACAGGGGCCCGAUUUCAGAUACAGAACAAUGGGAGUGGUUGAGGGGGGAUCCACGAGGUGGUGAGGAGGGCAGGUCAAGGAGUGGGUGGAGAUCGAGAAACGCAGCAGUGGAGUGGGAUCGGGUGGCAAAGUUUAGCCCCAGUCCCAGCAGCUGGGGCAGGAGAGGCCGACGUCUGAGCACAGAAGAUGUAGACUGGGACAGAUUCAGCGUGGACAGAUGGACAUGGGGCAGCAGUGACAGCUGGGAGGACAGGGGGACACACAGAUCCAGGUCAGGCUCCAGGACAGGAGCAGACAGCAGAGACAGCCCGGGCUGUGUGUGGAAAUGUGCAGGCACCAGGCGCUCAAGCUCGAGACACUUCUCUAGCCCUGAGUGGUGGACAAGUAGGCAGACAUACAGCCCCCAGAGUGUGGCCAACACACAGGCCAGCAGAGGCCACAGCCCGCGCUCCUGCAGCCCCUUCAGCAGCACCGGCAUGUCCGAGCUAAGCUGGGAGUCGAGCAGGAGCAGUACCUGCUCAGGAGUCACCAUUGAUGGGUUGACAGUUAGCUCUGGCAGGACGUCCUCUGUAGCUCCAGGGUUCUCAUCUGAGGCCCCCCAGGAGGCAAAAAAGCAGAGCAGCCCCAUGUCCACUUCAUCCGGACUUACCUCUUGCUCCUUCUCUCAUUCCUCGCCUCACAGACCCUAUUUUGCUCCCACGGUCCCGGGCCUUAACACACAUCAGUGUGACACAAGCCCGUCUCAGCUUAAGGAGCCCAAUAACCAGCCUGACCUCGUCCAUGGACCCUCUGCCCCUGUCGACACAAGCAGGACAGCUACAACUCUCCCAGGACUAUCCCCCAGUAAGUCUCUGCCACAGAAACCAGCCAGGAUGUUGCUUCUGCCUCUCAUAGGGAAACUACCUGCAAUCCAGAGAAAGGCCAGAAGGAACAAAGGGUUGCUUGAGAAGAGUCAGGAGAAGGAGGGAGAGGAGGAAGAGGAGACGAAGAGCAGGGGAACGGAUCUUGGAGCGGCCGUCGACAGUAAAAAAAGUCCUCUGGACACGGUUGAGUCAAACUCCAGCAGCACUCCAAAUCUCUGCCUGACGCGGAUUAGUACCGAAGACAAGCAGACAGGUAGAGAGACAGCUCUGCCAAUCAGCUUUACUGCUGAGGAAAUGGACAAAUAUCGGCUCCUGCAAGAGCAGGCGAGAGAGCACAUGCAGAAAGUCCUGGAACAGACGCAAGAGAGCGCGGAUUUACACACAGAGACGAACUACACACACACGGCACAGACGGAGAACUGUGGGACUUUAGAGGAGCGAUACACUCCUGCACCCUUGCACAACCUCUCACAGACACAAACCCGCUCACUUCACACGGACACGAUGCAAACACAGGCACAACACCCCCUCCAGGUCAGUCUCCCACUUCCACGUGUGACCCCACAAGAGACCUUCACUCAACCCAUGGCUCUGGGAGUCCCUAACCUCCCCCCUCUCUCCAGCCUCCAUCAUAUCAUUUUACAACACGCAGCCCUCUCCAUGCCCCCCUCCUCAUCCUCUCCCACCUCGUCCACCUCUCCUUCCAUCCACCCACACCCAGCUCAGCUCCCUCACCCUUUGCCUCCUCUCCACCCGUCCCUCCCUCAUCACCUUCACCUAUCUCCCUUCUCUAUAUCCUCCCUGUUUCCCUCCAUUCUGCUGUCCCAUCAUCCCUUCCCUCUCCUCCCCCAGUCCUCCGCUUUCCAUGCGACCCCACUCGCUCCACUCUCCCAAGUAGCCUUGCAACCCUUGAACCCUCAGUCUUUCAUGGAGAGAGCUUGGCCAGUGAGGUUUCAACAGAAGGCGUUGUGAAGAGUGCCUGCCAUGUUUAUUAAUCUUCCCUGGCAAAACAGACUAGUGAGUUAAAGAGAGGAAUUUUUGGGUUUGGACAUUUUUAUUUGAAAUGGGGUUGUGUCAGUGCUUUUACUAGAAUCAACCCACACACACACACACACACACACACACACACACACACACACACACACACACACACACACACACACACACACACACACACACACACACACACACACACACACACACACACACACACACAGGCUUACACACAAACAGCCCAACUAUUGACUGUUUUCAAAUGAAAAUGAGUUUCUCCAUCUAGCCUCUGCUGUGUUGAAGCAGACAUAGUGAAAACAGACUUUGAUCCCUUGCUUUUUCCAUCAUUCCUCAUUCAGGCCCAGAAUAAAGGGAAGGUGCACCUGCUAUUCAAAGACAAGCUGGGCUUGUGUCAUCCUCUCCUUUUACUUCUGAACCACAGACAGACCAGCUGCCUUUUGAAGUACCCUUCAUGUCAGGGACAGAGGGGCAAGAAAGAGUGGUAAUACUAUCCCCUUAUCUCCACUUCAUACAGGUUAUCUGAGUUAGGGUGUGACUUUCAACAAACAUAAAUAAUGUUGCAGGGACCGGUGGGCUAGCACAGCCAUUUUAACCUUGGUGUAUAUGCUGUAUUUGUGUGUGUGUGUGUGUCUGUGUGCGGAUAUAAGAGGUACUUCUGACACACACGCAUACACAGUAUGAAGGACAGCAACUCAUUUCCAUAUCUGACACAUGUUAAGACCUGUUUUGUCUCUAUAGUGUAAAUAUACUGGCAUUGAGUAAUGAAAUUAGAAUUAUGGGAUACAAUAAAAACAAAAGGUGAAUUUAACCUUGACCAGUGGUACAAUUCUUAUUCCACAAUCAAAGGCUUCAGUGAUACAAUCACUUUAACAUCUUUUCAUUCUUAUAUGUGAAAUGAAAUCCUUUUUUUUCUCCACACAGCAUUUAACAAAUCUGUUGUUGAGACAGCAAUGAAUGACUCAGAUCUGUUACAUUAAAACUUGGGUGAA